Messenger RNA from Papaver somniferum (opium poppy), 915 nucleotides. Its product is annotated as F-box protein CPR1-like. The record is from RefSeq and is a predicted model, not a curated record. The transcript has a single exon. The coding region runs from base 1 to 915 and encodes 304 amino acids. Lineage: Eukaryota; Viridiplantae; Streptophyta; Magnoliopsida; Ranunculales; Papaveraceae.
AUGAGUCAUACUACGUACCGUUACCUAUUCUACUCUAUAGGACAUGAUUCAUUGAACUCAUUAUUAUCGAGGGAUAAAGAUUUUCAUGAUUAUGCAGUGGAAUUUGAUUACCCAUUCAAGUCAGUUUCUUCGGUUCAACUUGUGUGUAGUUGUGAUGGCCUGGUUUGCUUAUGGUUCGGAGGGAAGAAAUUAUUUUGUAUUUGGAAUCCAGCCACAAGGGAGUACAAGAAAUUGUCAGAAUCAAAUAGACGCUAUGUUAGUAUCGUUGCACUUGGGUAUGACUGUAAGACUAACGAUUACAAGUUACUCGCUGGUGGUGAAAGUUUGUUCGAAAUCUGUUCCUUGGGAUUAAAUUCAUGGAAAACCGUACAGUACAAGUUUUAUGGUAGGCUUGGUAGCAACCAAUCUGGGGUGCUUGUUAAUGGAGAUUUUCAUUGGUUAGCGAAAAAGCAAGAUUCUUUCACUGUUAUAGUGUCUAUGAACAUCAGCAACGAGAUAUUCAAUGAAAUGGAACUACCACGAGAACUUUGGGAGAAUGACCAUACGUUUAAUCUGGGGGUGUUGGAUGGGUGCCUUUGUUCACCCGUUCGGGGUGUUGACAUGAAUUCUUUAGAUAUAUGUGUAAUGCAGGACUAUGGGGUUCGAGAGUCUUGGACUAAACGUUAUACUGUGGAAACUAUAACAGGACCUUACUGGAGACCUAUUUGGUAUUUCAGAACUGGUGAGAUUGUAUUUGCAGGUAGUGGUGGUUUAUUUUGGUAUAGCCCUGAAUAUGGAAGAGUUAGAAGGCCAAACAUUUCUAAGUCGACAGGCGUGUUGGAAGAAGAGAUUUAUUUUGAAAGCUUAGUUUCACUCAACUCUAGAACUUAUGUUGAGGGGAGAAGAACCAAUAGCCAGAACUCUGACAUCAUUUAA